Messenger RNA from Fopius arisanus, 786 nucleotides. RefSeq lists its product as uncharacterized. The transcript is spliced from 3 exons. The coding region runs from base 190 to 666 and encodes 158 amino acids. NCBI's taxonomy places the organism in Eukaryota, Metazoa, Arthropoda, Insecta, Hymenoptera, Braconidae. Gene Ontology annotation, biological process: septate junction assembly. Gene Ontology annotation, cellular component: plasma membrane. The record is from RefSeq and is a predicted model, not a curated record.
UUAAACUAUGACAGAAAACGCCCCGUCUCGUAUUCCUGACACUUGAGUCCGAAGAUUCUCUGGUAGAGCAUCACAAAUACCAGUGGACAUUAUUUUUUAUCAUUCAGUGAACCGUAAUUCUGACCUAUUGUUUUAUUCUAAAGUGAGAUUCAGUGGUGGUAAUAUAUAUCCGGGAAUAAAUUGAUAAAAAUGGCCCAAGAUAGUGAUUCCCCACCAGCUUUUUGCACAAGACUCCGAGGCUACCUCAGGGAUUCGCCCUUUUUCUGUAAAAUUAUUGAACUUGCAUUCUGUGUUAUUUCCCUGGGAUUGAUCAUCGAUCCUAUCAAUCAUGGAAAGCAAAUGAUGACUGAUAAUAAUUGCAAGGGGCUCAUUUACCUAGCACUCUGCGGCUACAUCAUGAUCAACGCUAUUGUAAUAUUGUGUUAUCUGUGCGGUGAGAAAAUGGUGAAAAAUAUGGCAAUGAGCUUUACCGCACUAGGAGCUAUUUUAACCCUCGGGGCUGGGAUAGUGAUACUUCAUAAUUACGUUCAAUGGGACCGCAAUCACCUUGGGCACAACAUAGAGCAGUACCUGGCCCAAAUGCUGGCCAGUGGUAUUUUCGCUAUUUUUGCAUCAGCUGUUUUCAUCCUCGAUCUUUAUCUAACGAAUAAAUACGAGGAGAGUUGAAAUGGAGUAUUCAAUUGUAUCGAUAACGCAAUGAUUUAUUUUUUUAUUAAUUUCACGUGCUUCCUUAGUGCUCCGAGCAUAAUUGUAUUUUUUCAAUAAAUCAAAAUUUUUUUAUUAUGA